Messenger RNA from Aspergillus piperis CBS 112811, 833 nucleotides. RefSeq lists its product as uncharacterized. The transcript is spliced from 3 exons. The record is from RefSeq and is a predicted model, not a curated record. NCBI's taxonomy places the organism in Eukaryota, Fungi, Ascomycota, Eurotiomycetes, Eurotiales, Aspergillaceae. Bases 335 to 703 code for a protein of 122 amino acids.
CCAAGACUUCACCGAAAUGCAACACCAGAACGGACCCAACUACAUCAUCGAAGAAGAAUAUGAUGAGGACUUGUUCCAGCCAAGGGACAAAGCCAUGCCCAGCUUUGGCUGUGACCCACACAGUCCAUGGGUACUAUGAUCUCAGCGACUGCCAUAUGACAUCACAACUAUCACCCAGAUUUCUUCUCCCCCAACCCUGACUCUAUAUAAACGCUGUUCUUCGUCCUCAUUUAAAUGUAACUCUACUACAACAACAACAACAAUUAACAGACUCUCAACGAAUCUAUCUCCCUUUCACAGAAAUCAACCCAACUCCCUAUUACAAACAUACACAAUGUCUUCCGGAGCAGGCCAAUCCAGCGUCGGCAGCCGCACCCUCUACGAAGCCGGUGACCAGCGCAACGUGCCCCAGUCUGAGAUCAACGAGCAGAACCGCUACGCAGAGGGUCAGAAGAACAGCCACAAGAACCUUGAUUCGAAGGACCAGCGCUCCAUCGGCAACAAGCUUGCCUCGCAAGAAAGCAAGCCCGAGAGCGACCACCACCACAACUUUGUCCAGAACCCUGAGGCUGAGCUCAGCAAGCAGGAUCCUACUAAGCCGGCCAAGGUGCACGGUAACAAGCCCUCCAAGGGUGCUGAGAUCGAUGCCGAGUUGCAGGCUGAGGAUGAGCAGCGCUUGCGUGAGAAGGGUAUCAAGAAAUAAAUGAUGUAAUGUUGGAGACGGAAGGAAGGAUGGAUGGAAAAGCUAUAUACUAUAUCCUUUUUGAAUGACUGCAUGAAUGGCUGACGCCUGGGGCGAUAGCAUAUCACUAUUAUUCAAUUUACAAUGAUCC